This is a messenger RNA of Coccinella septempunctata (seven-spotted ladybird), 2676 nucleotides long. Its product is annotated as heat shock-related 70 kDa protein 2-like. The record is from RefSeq and is a predicted model, not a curated record. The coding region runs from base 87 to 2078 and encodes 663 amino acids. The transcript has 11 exons. Gene Ontology annotation, biological process: vesicle-mediated transport; cellular response to unfolded protein; protein refolding. Lineage: Eukaryota; Metazoa; Arthropoda; Insecta; Coleoptera; Coccinellidae. Gene Ontology annotation, cellular component: cytosol; cytoplasm; plasma membrane. Gene Ontology annotation, molecular function: ATP binding; misfolded protein binding; ATP-dependent protein folding chaperone.
UUCAUCAAUAACUGUCAUCAAACGUUCCGAACCCAUCGACCCACUUCAUCUUAUCCAAAUUCCUGUGUAAACAUCGCACCAGCGCAAUGGCAUCGAGUUCAUCGAAGACAAAACAGAAAACGGCAUCGGGAAGCGCUUCAUCCUCAUCUCCAUCUAGCGGACCUCCUGUAGGAAUCGAUUUGGGAACAACUUAUUCUUGCGUGGGGGUGUUUCGCAACGGCGCAGUGGACAUCAUCCCCAACGACCAAGGGAACAGGACAACCCCCAGCUUCGUUGCGUUCACCAACGUCGAGAGGUUGGUGGGGGACUCGGCGAAGCAGCAGGCUGCCAUGAACCCGAGCAACACCGUUUUUGAUGCCAAAAGACUCAUCGGUAGAAAAUUCGACGAUCCCGCAGUGAAACAAGACAUGAAACAUUGGCCGUUCGAGAUCGUAAACGAGAACGGCAAGCCGAAGAUAAGGGUUUCGUACAAAAAUGAAACGAAGACGUUCUAUCCGGAGGAAAUAUCUUCUAUGGUCUUGGGAAAAAUGAGGGAAAUCGCAGCCAGCUUCCUUGGAUCGAAUGUAUCGAGGGCUGUGAUAACUGUACCCGCUUAUUUCAAUGAUUCACAAAGACAAGCCACGAAAGAUGCUGGGACCAUUGCAGGAUUAGAUGUGUUGAGGAUUAUAAAUGAACCGACUGCAGCUGCUAUAGCAUAUGGUUUAGAUAAGAAGGGUGAGAACGAAAAGUACAUCUUAAUAUUUGAUAUGGGCGGCGGCACAUUUGAUGUUUCAAUUUUGCUCCAAGCGGGUGGAAUUUUUGAAGUUAAGGCUACAGCAGGUGAUACCCAUCUUGGUGGACAGGAUAUCGACAAUGCCAUGACUGAAUUUUUUGCGGAGGAAUUCAACAGGAAAUACAAGGUCAAUAUUAUGGAUAACAAGAGGGCACUCAGACGACUGCAGACCGCUUGCGAGAGGGCCAAGAGGACGCUCUCCUCAGCUACCCAGGCCUCUAUCGAGAUCGACUCUCUGGCUGAAGGUAUCGAUUUAUAUACGAACAUUUCUCGGGCGAAAUUCGAAGAAAUGAAUAUGGGGAUAUUCAGAAGGACGAUGGAACCAGUUGAAAAAGCGAUCAAGGAUGCCAAGUUGACAAAGGGCCAGAUAAAUGAAGUCGUUCUCGUGGGAGGAUCUACUCGUAUCCCUAAAAUCCAGACGAUGUUACAAAAUCUAUUCCAAGGCAAAGCUUUAAACAAGUCAAUAAACCCAGAUGAAGCGGUAGCCUAUGGCGCCGCUGUUCAAGCCGCCAUCUUAGUAGGUGACAAAUCGGAAACAGUGGCAGAUCUGCUUCUGCUCGACGUUACACCACUGUCACUUGGCAUCGAAACUGCCGGCGGUGUUAUGACUAUCAUAAUAUCCAGGAAUUCAACAAUACCGAUCAAACAUUCGCAGAUUUUCUCCACCUACGCUGAUAAUCAACCAGGAGUCCUCAUUCAAGUUUACGAAGGUGAAAGGUCAAUGACUAAGGAUAAUAAUCUUUUGGGGAAGUUCGAGUUGGUGGGAAUCCCCCCUGCACCAAGGGGCAUUCCGCAGAUUGAAGUUACUUUCGAUAUUGAUGCAAACGGUAUACUGAAUGUAAGCGCAAUAGAAGCCGCAACUGGUCGUAGGAAUACCAUAACAAUAAAAAAUGACAAAGGGCGGUUAUCGAGCGCCCAAAUUCAAGCAAUGGUGAAGGAAGCAGAAAAGUAUCGGGAACAAGAUGACAUGAUGAGAGCUCGAGUGGCGGCUAAAAACGAACUGGAAACUUACGUAUAUCAGAUCAAAAAUAUGAUAAAUGAACCAGUUCUCGAAGGAAAAAUUCCGGCCUCUGAUAGAACAACUCUAAUGAACGCAUGCGAAGCUGCAUUAGAUUGGAUUGCAAAAAAUCCGAACGCUUCAGAACAAGAGAUUAGUCAUAAGAAACAGGAAAUAGAAAAUAUCUGCAAGCCAAUAGCUACCAGACUAUAUGCAACAGUUGCUGGAAGUCAAUUUUCACCGCAAGGACGGCAAUUUCCAACAAAUAGUUCAGAAAAUCAAGGGCCCAUAAUAGAUGAAGCAGAUUAGGAAGGAAUUAUUUGAUAUUUACCUAUUAGUACGUCCUUGUUAACGAAAAUAAAGAUGAGUCCAUUUUCUAUUACAAAGUUCGAACGAUCUAUGACGAAUUCAAAGGUCUAUGCUUCUAACCAAAGACGUUACUUUAACCAAACUUUGUGAUGUCUGUUAAGAUAAAAACAAACAUUCUUAAAUUAUGUGAAAAAUAGUAGAUAAUAAUAUAAGAUGAAUACUUAAGUCCAUAAAAAUUAUGGAAGAUAAACUUAUUUCAGAUAUUCUUUCCAAUGGAUGCUUAUCACACAGGGAAGCUGCAAUGGCCAAGCAAAUAUAUCUAGAGCUAUCUGAAGUAAAAAGGUAUUGGGAUGUUCAAUAUUUUUUCCACAAAGCUCAUCAAAGAACAUACAUUACAGCAAAAAUUCAGAAGACAGAAAAAUCCAGCCUCUUUGUACCUAAUCAUGUCUCCGAUAGUACUAAUUUUAUGCAAAUGAAACAUUUAUUAUCUUUGAACAGUGACAAUGAAUAUCAAGGUUUUUAGUGUAUAUAUAGCUUUCAUCAAUGCAGACUCUACCUGUGUAUUCUAUCAAAUAAGCGAGGGACUUAUACAGCCUAA